GAAGACACCAAACCCACCACAUCAAGAUAUAUCCUACCUGCAGAGUCCUCCAACCCACCCAAAGUCCUCAUCCUUCCAGAUGUGGCCACUCCCGAGGCAAGAGUCGUCUCACUCACACAUCCUCGCUACUCAAAGCCCUCCCGAUACCUGAUAUGUCCAGAGACGGGCGCCUACGAGUUCACCAGAAUAUCCGCACCCAAGACCACCCCACGGAGUUGGCUGCUAGACAGCACAGAUGCUACCACCACAUCCUCCUCCUCUUCUCCCUCCUUCACAACCCAGGUCACGAAAAAUGCCGACCUAUACCUCGCCACACCCAUCGACCCCCUCUUCCUAACCCUCCCGGCCCUCGCAGCACAAUUCUCCGCCGCGGGCAGGCGCAUGUUCCUCUCCAGCGACGACCACCUCGACACCGUCGGCGAGGCGGCGCCGCACCUUCGAGACACAGUCGUGCGGUGGCCCGCAUGGAGGCGACGACUCGAAAGCCGCAUGGCUGCGUGCUGUGACACGGCUGAGGCGGGCGACGAGACCAUGUUUCGCUUCAGCGAGGACAAGCUGUUUGCCGAGGUGCUGGCCAAGGCGCGGCGGAUGGCUAAGAGCAGAUUGCCAGAGAGUAUGGAGGACAAGUUUGUGGUGAAGGCGCUGGAGGCACCUGUGCUGGGCGUCAAGAGGACGAUGGGGGUUAGCGGUGCUGCUGCUACCACCACCACCACCACCACCACACUGGCAUCAGAAACAUCGACCGCUGCAACCUCAGUGGUGGAGGAAUCUAUUGAGGGGGCACCGCUGGAAGUAAAGGACGUGUCCUCGGCGAUCCAAGCCUCCGAGCAGAUCGUCGGGCUGCAGCGCUUGCGGAUCGCAUUCAACUUCAUCUGCUCGUCAUACGUGCCGCCAGCCAUGGCAUCAGCGCUCAAGAAGAUGCUCGCACAAAACAAAACCCCCGAGGCGGUCGACUUUGGUCCUCUAGACGACUAUGUCGCGCAGCUGACCAGGCUGCGUCAGGAGGCCAUGACGGCCCGGUCGGCCUCGGACUACUCGCGGAAGCGGACGCUGGACGAGGAGGACGAGGACAGGCAGGAGAAGAGGAGGAGGAAGGAGGAGGAGGAGAAGCGGAAGAAGGCAGGGGAGAGCAGGGGCGUGAGGGAGCUGAAGAAGGUGAAUACGGCGGGAAUGCAGAAGUUGAGUGCGUUCUUCAAGCCGAAG
Cryphonectria parasitica EP155 is the source of this 1203-nucleotide messenger RNA. RefSeq lists its product as uncharacterized. The annotation marks the transcript as partial. Gene Ontology annotation, cellular component: ribonuclease H2 complex; nucleoplasm. The transcript is spliced from 2 exons. Gene Ontology annotation, biological process: RNA catabolic process; ribonucleotide metabolic process. The record is from RefSeq and is a predicted model, not a curated record. Lineage: Eukaryota; Fungi; Ascomycota; Sordariomycetes; Diaporthales; Cryphonectriaceae.